AAAAAUUUCGCUUUUGCUUGUCUCUCUUUCUUUCUUUUCGCAUUAGAUAAAUUGUAAAUCUUUUCAUAGAUAUUUAAUAAUUCAUUUUAAUUGUAAACAUUUGCAAAAUUUAUGAUAUAAACAAAUUCCAUUUGUAUUUCAUGCCCAUAAGUUUUAAGUUGCACUGAGUUUUGUGCCAAAUAUAUUUAUACUGAGGGAAAUUGGAUUGAAAAAAUUCCGAUAGAAAUUUGUGCAUGAAGAAAAUUCAAUUAUGUGAAAAUUUUCUACGUAACACCCUUCGUUUUAAUAACAACAAAACCGAGAAUAACAGCACUAACAACAACAACAACAACCCCUAGUUGGAAAUUUCCGUUCUUUAGAAGAAUAUUUAAAGAGGUCCGUCCACUGUAUGCAGGAAACCACGAAAAACCUAAAUAUACCAGAUUUAAGUAAAAUAUAUCAAUAUAUUGAAUCCUGGAACUGGAAUCCUGGUAGACGCACUUAGGCACGAUGUUUGGUGCCAAACUAAGAACAUGGAUGGAGAAUCACAUAGUGAGGCCCCGAAAAAAAGGCAACAAAAAUAAAUCAAAUUCCAGUUCAGCCUCAAACACAAUAACGCAGACCACCGAUAACAAUCAUCAUUUAAAUCAUUCAACUGCCGAAAUUUAUAGCAAACAAAAACAUGCUGCCUCUGGUUUUACUAUGUAUCAACAUCAUAGCAAUGGUGCUGGAUCACCUUUUAAAACGAACUCCAAUUCGAAUAGUUCUAGUGCCAAUCAUACGGGUUGCAGUAGUGUUAUAUCGAGCCCUGUUAGAAGACGUGAGGUGUCACCGAUACAAAAUCAUGCUCAAAGUCGUUAUGGUUGGCAAUCUCCAGAUCGUGAAUAUAUCAUAUCUCCGAAAUCUGAUCAUUUUCUCUAUCCUUCGCAACAUUCUAGUCAACAAUAUUUGCAAAGCAACACUAACACUAAUACAAACUCCCAAGAUAUUUCCGGAGAAGACAAUAAAUAUAAGACGACGCAGCCACAACAAGAACAACAGCAACAGCCGACGCAACAGCAUCAAUUAAAUUGUUCUACGUCUUCCUUCUCCUCUCUAUCAUGGUCUACCGGGUCCAAAGAACCUUCGAUGAACUCAUCUGGUGUCCAACAAGUGAAAACGUCAGGUGUUACGCAAGUAGUAGAAAUCAAUAAUGGUCUUGAACACCAAGUGUUCACUCCCGAAGAACAAAGGAAUUCGGAUGAGGAUCCUAACGCUGUUCAUUACGAGGAGAUUGGCACACUGAUUAGACAUCCUGAGAAUUUAUUUCACGGAACUACUUUACCGCCAGAAAGACCAAAAUCUGAGCAAUUCUCCUGUUCCACUCACACGGGUAGAAUAUUGAUCGAAGAGCGGCACAGCCAGGAUGAUCAUUCGGCUCGUUAUGGGCGUUUACUGCCUUCAAAAAUGCCUAACCCUAUUAUUGUUAGUUUUCGUAGCGGCAGUGAAGAAUGCAUACCACGCCAAGGGGCACAUGGACCCCUUCAAACCAGUGGAGCCCAUUCUUACACUGGCAGUGAUCACGGCGGAACUUUUAUGCAUAUACGCAACAUUCAGCGUAGUAAACAUCUGCCCCCAAUUUAUGGAGGUCAGGCUCUAAGCGAGAAUCGUCCCCCCGGAGCACCGCUCAUUAGUCUUUCCUCACCAGAAAGUGCUUACUCUACCGGUUACUCGACUGAUGGUACUUCCCCGGGUAAUGGCUACACUCCACCCGAAUAUUACAUAAAUAUGCGUACUGGCACCCACUAUUUUCCCAAAAGCAUUAAUUCCCUGGCCAUUGAAGCGCAAAGAUAUAAAUUUGGUUUAAACAAAAUCGAGGAAAUGUCACCUAUCGAUCCCUUGCCUAAAACUUCAUUUAAUCAUCGCAGUAAUAUUGAUGAAUGUGAUGGUGGGCAAAUGAAAAUGCCCAGCUUCCCAAUAGUGCCUCCUUGGGGGUCCGGCCCUCCUAGCAGUCCUCUACCUAUGCAUGCCCCCAUUGUUAUACCCACUUUAAAAGGUUUUGAAUCUCCUUCCCCCCGACAACGCUGUCGCAUACGCACCAAUCCGUGGUAUUCAACAACCGAAACCUCUUCAUCUAGCUCAACAGCUACUCAUUCACAGCCCGGAGUUAUGUUAACAGCAUCGCAGAUCUCUUCCAUGACCAUUUCUUCCAACUCGUCACAGUCGACCCAAUCGGCCCCUUCCACCAUUCACGUUGAAAACAAUAAUAAAAGAGACAAAUCUCCAGGCGUCAAGUCAAUGAGCACAAGUUCAUCAGCCGGCGGCUGUAGCAGUGGUUUAAGUAUUAAGCACAACAUGACAUAUGUUUCUUCGGAGAGCUCAUCAUCGCUAACAGAAGUGGAAAAUGUUCAUAGGUCCUUCACAUCCAACACCAUGCGUCGUAAGCGUUCUUUGCAAUUGCAACAACACUGUAUAGAACCUGUUGCUGAUAGUCCGCAUAAACAAAAUUAUCAUGAGUUGCCCUUGGCUGCGAUGAGUGACGAUGACGCCACUUUGAAUGAAAUGAUGGGAAAAUUUGAUGAAAGCUAUGUAUACGAGAAAGAGACAGAUAUAUUGAGUGACUCAGAUCCCACAGAUUGCCCUUCGGAUCUGGAUACAGGUCAGGAUGCAGGAGACGAAUGCGAUACUGAUGAAUUAUUGGACAUUGAUUUCAUUGAUACGUCAUCUAUGCAAGAAGUGUACGAGCGCAAGGAUGCAUUAAGCAAUAUGGGUUAUUACGUUCAGGGAAGUCCUUUGUUGAACCAAUUUCAGCAGCAUAAAGCCGCAACGCGUAUACCGAGAAAUUCUAGAAGUCUGAAAAUAUCGGCUGAACAAAACUUAUUGGUCAGCGCUGGUGGUAGUGCACAACGAAGACGCAAACGUUAUCAUAAAACACGGAAGAAGAGCUCAGAGAGCAGAGAUCAUGGUCAUCGCUCACCAAUGAGAAAACCACGUGAAACUCGUAGUGUUGGUGGCACACCAGUCUGUCUUCGGAAGCAUAUAAAUGCUAGUGAUAAGGAAAGAUAUAGUCGUACGACACCCUCGCAAUUAUCACAGCGCUCAAAUUCUUUAACUGACGCUCGCGAAAAACGUUUUAUGACCGUGGGAGAAAGUGAAAAAGCUUUGCUUAGGGCUGACUUUGAGGCUGAUGUUAAAUACCGUCAAUUGAUUAUGGAAGCCGAGUUGAUUCUAGUUUCGAUGCGGAAUAGUGCGCAAAGUAUACCUCGAGAAACUCCCGUAGCAAGCCCUCGACGCGUAAAUCCUUUGGCUAACAAACGCGUCGAAAUGAUUAAAAACUGCGAGAUAGAACCUAAAAGAGAUUUUUCGAAGCAGCAAUCUCAACAACAACAACAACAACAACAACAGCAACAACUGACAAACAAAUUGCGUUCUUCAUCUGAACUAAGUGAACAGGAACUAACGGCUGCUGUUAAUAAACGCAUUGAAUUAUUAAAAUAUGAAAGCAAUUCGCCACCCAAUAGUCCAAAGUUAGUUCCAUGUAGUCCACGCAAGACUCAUUUGACUAAUUUUAUAAAUCAAAAUUUAACUAACGAUCUUAUUAAUCGAAAGUCGUACGAGAAUUCGCCUUUAACGCCACGACGAGCGAUGCAAAGUCCUGCCUGUUCUCCUAGACAACAGCGGCGUUUGAAGACCCAAUCACCGGUGCUAAAAACAAUCACGCAUUCUAACAAUCAAAUUUUAUAUAAUCUCAGCGACUCCGAUCAGGAAUUGUGCGCCAUUUUAAAUCAGAAAGAUGAGCGUAAUCAAAAUUUUCUCAAAGAAAAGGCUAACAUUAUUGCCGCUUUAGAGGAUGUGAAAAAUCAAAACUUCCUUGAUUCUCAGCAAAAAGUGAAAAGUUAUUGCCCUCAAAGUGAGCCCUUAAAACGAAAAGUCUAUAAGGGAGCGACAGCUUACGAACAAUUGAAAAAUGAUUAUGAAAGUGAAUCAGUGAGUAUCUUUCAACAUCGACAUCAGCUGAAAUCGUUUAAUUCCGGCAGCAGUGAUUUUCAAAAGGAUCGUUUGAAACCCCAAAACCUUAGAGACGACUUCAAUCACUUAAGUAAAAUGCAAAACGAGCAAAACGAUCAAUUAUCGUUGAAUAAAACUGCUUUGAUUGUUAGCACUAUUGAAGACUUGAAAAGAAAUUUGGAACAUCAAAGCUUGGAACUUAAUGGACUUAAUGAGACUUAAUAAAAAAGAAAGCGUGAAAAAAAGCAAAAAAAAAAAAAAAAAAAAAACAAGAAAUAAUUGUAGCGCAGGCGAAGACCAAAAAACCAAAACCGAAACCAGAAUUUGAGUACGUAGUCAUAAAAGUUGGGCUCUUUAAUUAAUUAUUUAGUCAUAUAUAAAAGCUCAUACUGCCCGCACAUAAUACACUCACUCAAGUAUUACAUCACAUUACAUUACAUUACAUUACAUUAUAUGUACAUUUAAAAAAUAUUUGUCGUAGUCAUAAUU
This is a messenger RNA of Glossina fuscipes, 4455 nucleotides long. RefSeq lists its product as uncharacterized. The coding region runs from base 490 to 4188 and encodes 1232 amino acids. The record is from RefSeq and is a predicted model, not a curated record. The transcript is spliced from 10 exons. Lineage: Eukaryota; Metazoa; Arthropoda; Insecta; Diptera; Glossinidae.